UCGUCUAGAGUGAGAGACAGAGAGGAAGAGAGAGAGAAAGAGAGAGAUGGCGGCGAUGCAGUGGUGCGGCGCGAUGGCGCGACGGAUUAUGAUGACGCAGCGUACGUCUGCAGCAUUGACUUCUUCGGUGAGGUAUUCGUCGUUAUCUCCGGCGUCUGCAGCUCCGGCAGCAUCGGAGAUGAAUCUGUGCGGGAGAGGGGAUAAGAAGACGAAGAAGGGGAAAAGGUUCAAAGGAUCGUACGGAAAUUCGAGAGGGAAGAAGCAGAAGAUGAUCGAGAGAAUCAAAGACAAGCUCGAGGUUCCCAGGUCUACUCCUUGGCCUCUCCCUUUCAAGCUCAUCUGAAAGUUUCUCCUCUUAGGGUUUUCUCGUUUGCCACAAAAAAAUGUUGCCUUUAGUGGUGAAUCACCAGUUCUUAAAACCGUCUGUAUACUUCUUUUUCAUGAAUCGUUGAAUACAAACAUCAUCUGCAUUCAUGAUCUGUAUUUUUGUUUGAUACGUUUUUUGGCGCUUUAGAGGCUCAAAA
Messenger RNA from Eutrema salsugineum, 524 nucleotides. RefSeq names its product 30S ribosomal protein S31, mitochondrial. Bases 47 to 343 code for a protein of 98 amino acids. The transcript has a single exon. The record is from RefSeq and is a predicted model, not a curated record. NCBI's taxonomy places the organism in Eukaryota, Viridiplantae, Streptophyta, Magnoliopsida, Brassicales, Brassicaceae. Gene Ontology annotation, cellular component: ribosome; plastid. Gene Ontology annotation, biological process: plastid translation.